Messenger RNA from Aethalodelphis obliquidens (Pacific white-sided dolphin), 8464 nucleotides. It is a transcript of the gene CFAP251, whose product is annotated as cilia and flagella associated protein 251. The transcript is spliced from 21 exons. The record is from RefSeq and is a predicted model, not a curated record. Gene Ontology annotation, cellular component: sperm flagellum. Lineage: Eukaryota; Metazoa; Chordata; Mammalia; Artiodactyla; Delphinidae. Gene Ontology annotation, molecular function: protein binding. Bases 1669 to 5238 code for a protein of 1189 amino acids.
CUUCUGCAUCAGUGCCUUUGGCUGGUUUCCUGCAAGCCCCCCCGCUUCAGAAACCUCAGGAUGGCCACGCAGGUGGGCUGUCUUUUGUGAGGUUCUAGUGGAGAGACACUUGGAGGUGGAAUCAUCCUAAUAGAUUUAACAAACUGGUUUUGCAGAAACGUUAUGUGAUAAGAUAAUGUAACCUAUGAAACAUUUAAUCCCAGCUGGCUAAAAUUUUCUGUACAACAUCUAGUGCCCGGGCGAGGAGGUGGGGAGGACAGCUGUGUGCUGCACCAAUGAGACCGGGAAAUUUAGUUUGCUUUUGACAAAGAGAAUUUUAUCAAACCGUUCGUACUUCUUCACAUAACUUUGUCAAGUCUUCAGAAAGUCAGAGUUGCUAGGAUUGGCCGCUGCAUCUUCUCAUGGGAUGGCACCAAGGGAAAACAUGGGGGAGAGUGGGAGGGGAGGAGAGAGGUGAGAGGAAAGCCAAUUUUACCUCCCAAGUCGCGGCGGCAGGGGGCGAGCUCGAACAGCUCCCCGCUCCCGCUCCCGCCGCUUUCUGGGCACGUGACCGCUGUCCAGCCUUCGUGCUUUACGGCCCGUCGCCUGCAGGGGGCAGCGAUUACCAUGGAGACGGGGCUUGGGUGGCGACCGUAACUAGGGAGCCCUUGGAGGAGAAAGCGGCGGCAGCUGGAGGCCGGGAGGUGGACAAGGGGUUCACGCGGCGGGAAGACCCCGGCCUUUGAGGACCAGGGUGGGCGCGCUCUGUGAGUCAGGGGCGGGGGCCCCGGCAAGGAGGGGCCUGGUGCCUCUUGGGGGGCGCUCACCCCACCUGGGCUCGCCCUAGGGCAGCUCCAGGCAGACCUGAGCUGGAGGAAGGGUCCACGCCUGGGCUUUGUGCCCCCACGGACGCACACACCUGCUCCCCGCACCCCCCAUGAGGAAUGUGGCAAAGUUUGGCAGUCGGAAGAGGCUCUGUACUAAGGGCCCUAGACUUGAAAUCUUAGCAAUUUUUCAGAUGGCGGAACUGAACAUUGAGAGGUCUGCUUCUUACUCGCUGUAUGAUCUUGAAUAAGUCACUUCACCUCUCAGAGCUUCAGACUCUUAAGUUUGCUGUAAGAAAUAAACGAGAGAACAUGUUAGGCUUUUUAAUUUUCUAGACUGCUACCAUUUCUCAAGCAGUCUGUGCUGCAACUGGAGCAUUUUACAUAUGUCAUUUCAUCUAAUCUUCACAACACCCCCAGAAUUUAGGGUUAUCAUUUUAAUUUUGCCUGUGAGCAGAUUUAGACUCCGAGGGGUAAAGUGACUUGCCCAAGGUCACAGAGCACCUGAGUGGUGGAACUGGGAUUCAAUGCCAGGAGAGGCUGACUGGAAAGCCAACACUUUUAACCGCUAAGGUACCUGCUUCUUCCCCUAUUCGUAUUAUUAGAACUGUUGCUAAUGCCUGGGUUAUCAUUUUGCUGCCUGUGGGAAUAUGAAUAUAUAUACACUGAGUUAGAGGGCUCUAAAAUUAUCCUCAGAAAGAUGAGGCCCGGGAUCAAUAUUUUUAAAGAUUUGAGACAGGCUUUCCCAGGAGUAUGGCAUUCUUUUUAUUCCCAUGGAAAGGAACAGAGCUGGUAUUGCACAUUUCAUUGAUGGGUUUGUGGACCAGGAAAUCAAAAUGGAAAACAGAGGGCCCUGCUGACUUUUAUGCUCAAAAUUUCUCUAGAGACAUCUCCAAAGAGAAGAAUGUCAGAUGCAGAGGAAAACCCACUGGAAGAAACAGAAGAAUAUGGAGAAAUAGAAAUGGAAGAAGGAGAAGAAGAAGAAGAAGAAGAAGAAGAAGAAGAAGAAGAAGAAGAAGAAGAAGAAGAAAAAUAUCCAAAUGAUGAAGGGCUAGAAAAUAUGCAACAGGAAUUAAAAGAAGAUAACACAUUAGCGUGGAGAGGGUCUCAGGAGGAGGGGGAAGCGGAGGGAGAGGGAGCGGAGGGGAAAGAAGAGGGGGAAGAAUUUGGGAAGGAGGAGGCAGCAGGAGCACAGGAAGAAACCACAGUGAAGCCCCAAGAAAUCACCAAGUCCAUGAUCAGUUUGGAGAGACUUACACCAACUGAUUCCCAAUCAAUCUUGUCAGGAACACUCCCAAAAACCUAUAGUGGUAGAGAGUCAAGGCAUUCAUUACAAUCAGAGCUUUUGGAAACAUUUGAACUUCCAAGCAUGGCCUCGCAAUUAGAGUUUCUUGAUUUGGAUCUAACCACUCCUGCGGGACAACAGCUUAGUUCCCCUGAAAAGCAGCCUUCGGGCGAGCUUGCAGAGAGAACCGACCAGAGGCCCCAAGAUGAAUUGGGACAAGAAAAGAGACACUUGGAACCAGAAAGGGGAGACUUGGAGCCAGAAAAGAGAGAAGGGAGAAAAGAAACAAGAGUAUUAUACGUAAAUGAGAAAAAAGAAAAAGAAUUCCAGCCCAAAGCAAGGAUCCCUAAGGGGUCACUGGUCUCCACUGCCACCGAGGACAUUUUGUUCCAAAAGGAUGACGGUGCCAACGUGUAUCCCUUGGCCAUGACCUGGUUGUUCGGAUGGAACAGUUCCCUUCCUGUUUACUACAUUCAAGAUGAAAACCAGAGAGUUCUUCUGUAUGCCAGUGCUAACACUGCGGUCAUCUACAAUGUCUUCAAGAAUAACCAGCACCAUCUUCAGGGCCACCCCAACGUCAUCUCCUGCCUCUGCAUCAGUGAAGACAGGCGCUGGGUCGCCACGGCUGACAAAGGGCCCGAAUGCCUGAUAAUCAUAUGGGACUGCUUCACGGGCAUUCCUGUGCACACGAUAUUUGACAGCUGCCCAGAAGGUGGCGGCAUCAGGGCCAUGGCCAUCACCCACGAUGCCAAGUACCUGGCGACCAUCUCAGACGCUGAGAUCCAGAAAGUUUGCAUCUGGAGGUGGACUUUAGCGGUGGAAACACCGGCCUGCACUCUUAACCUUCCCAAAGAGUAUGGUUUUCAGAGCUACCUUACUUUUAAUCCAACAAAUAAUAAAGAAUUGGUGAGCAAUAGUAAAACACAAGCAAUAUAUUAUAUGUGGUAUGAAGAGGGAGAUAUACUUGUUCACAGUGCCCCACUUUUAACAGAAAAAACAUUCAACAAGCUCGUGGGAAAAUUUAGCCAGUCAGUCUUUCAUUUGAAUUUAACCCAAAUACUGUCGGCGACAAUGGACGGGAAGCUGGUUGUCUGGGACAUUUACCGCCCACCGCCAUCUGCCUCCACCUCUUUGGGCUUUCCCCACAUCACACCUUGUAAACUGGUUCAUUUGCAGAAGGAGGGUAUCACUGUGCUAACUACAGUUGACAGCUAUGUUGUCACAGGUGACAUUCGGGGUAACAUCAAGUUCUACGAUCACACCCUGUCCAUUGUGAACUGGUACAGCCACUUCAAACUGAGCUCCAUAAGGAGCCUGUCCUUCUCAAAGACCCCGGCAACUCCUCCGACUGAAAAUACAAACUAUCCUCCAGACUACACUUUAAAAGGUGACCUUUUUAUUGUAAGGAAUUUUAUCAUUGGAACGUCGGAUGCGUCAGUGUACCACUUAACAGCAGAUGGGACCAAACUUGAGAAGUUAUUUGUAGAGCCCAAGGAUGCCAUUUGUGCCAUCUCCUGCCACCCGUACCAACCCCUCAUUGCCAUCGGGAGUUUCUGUGGGAUGAUCAAAGUGUGGGAUUAUGAACAGAAAAAAUACCUGUUCAGCAGGAUCUUUGAGAAGGGGCUUGGAGUCCAGAGUCUGACCUACAACCCCGAAGGAGCUCUCCUCGGAGCUGGCUUCACAGAAGGGACCGUUUACAUUCUUGAUGCAAUGUCCUUAGAAAGUGAAACCCCAGAGCCUUUCAAAUAUUCCAGAACCAGUGUGACUCACGUCAGCUUCUCCCAUGACUCCCAGUAUAUGGCGACCGCUGAUGUAAGUUUCACCGUGGCCGUUUACGUGGUGAGAGUCAAAAAUGGACGAAGGGUCUGGGAGUAUUUGGCAAGACUUCGUUCUCAUCGCAAGAGCAUUCGCAGUGUCCUGUUCGGGGUUCAUCUGGACAGCAAUGAGCCGAGACUGCUGAGCCUCGGGAGAGACAGACUCUUGAUCGAGUAUAAUCUACUCAAGAGCUACAAAGACCACCUGGAAGUCCUGGACAUUCAGCGAACCGACCAGGGCAGCUACCCCACCUGUAUGGUCUGGUACCCGCCACUUACCAAGGAGCUCUUCCUGCUCAUUUGCAACAGUGGCUACAAAGUGAAGCUUUUCAAUUCAACCACAAAAAUGUGCAGAAAGACACUCCUCGGGCCAGUUUACGGAUCUCCCAUUGAGCAGAUACAAAUCCUCCCAGUGAAAACCCCUCUAGAACUUCAGAAGCGCUACAUGGUGUUUAUUAACAGGGACAAGGUUGGACUUCAGAUCUUACCAGUUGAUGGCAACCCACAUAAGACAUCUGCUCUUAUAUGCCACCCCAGCGGGGCGGCUGGAAUGGACGUUUCCUAUGACGGCCGCUACACCUUCACAGCAGGAGGGCAGGACCGGUCGGUGGUGCAGUGGGAAAUCAAUUUAAGUGCCCUGGAGGCAGCAGUUUCUCUUGGGGGCGAAGACCUGACCCCAUUCUAUGGUCUGGUGUCUGGUGGCAGGGAAGGAAAAUUCUACAGGGAGCUGGAAGACUAUUUUUACUAUUCUCAGCUCCGUAGUCAAGGUAUUGAUACAAUGGAGACCAGAAAGGUGUCGGAACACAUCUGCCUAUCGGAGCUUCCUUUUGUCAUGAGAGCAAUUGGCUUUUACCCAUCGGAAGAGAAGAUUGAAGAUAUGUUUAAUGAAAUCAGAUUUAGUGAGUAUGUGGACACUGGAAAACUAAUUGACAAAAUCAACCUACCGGAUUUCUUCAAAGUUUACCUUAAUCACAGGCCACCCUUCGGUAACACCAUGAGUGGCAUCCAGCGGAGCUUUGACAUUCUUGGUUUUACCAAUUCAAAGGGAAAGAAAGCGAUUCGAAGAGAGGAUUUUCUGAAACUGCUUCAAACCAAAGGUGAGCACAUGACGGAAGAGGAGAUGUCUGACUGCUUCGCUACACUGUUCGGACUGAAUCCUGAGGGCUGGAAAUCCGAGCCCGCAGCCUCUCCUGUCAAAGGUUCAGAAAUUUGCUUUGAAGAAGAACUUCCAGACGAAAUCACUGCAGAAAUAUUCACGACUCAAAUUCUUGGCCUAACCAUUUCCCAAGAUUCUGGACAAGAUCCUACGGUCAGUGAAGUUGAAAGGAGUGCCUGAAGCACAAAGGACUUUGUGUGUGUGUGUUUUUUCCACAAGGCACUGCUUUUCCCACAUUUCCCUACCCCUACUCUAAUCUUCAGAACGUUUAGACAUUAAAAGCAAAUUUCUGUUAAGCAAUGGAAUUCACAAAGUUGGACAUUCCACUGUUUCUGAAAUAGAAAAGUGGGUGGAGGCAAGAAAAACGAUGGCAGCUGGAUGGAAAGGGUGUCUGGAGACCCCGGCUGCCAUUCUCAUGCCUAAUCCACGGCAGUGCUGCCUGGAGGGGGUUUGGACAGGAUGAGAAGGUGGCGUGGUCCCCGGGGGCAGAAGGGCCCUCAGCCAGCAGCAGGCCUUCCUCGUGGCAAGUGUGGCCUUAUUUCUAUCCCCUCAAGUGGCACCUGGACCCUUAGCCUAACAUGGCCUGAUAUGGGUCAUCCCAGCCUGCUAUUGGGCUGGGGCGGGGGCGUUGGGUGCUCUGGGCUCCCGAGAGCCCCGGCUUGUGGCUUCUUAUGAGCAAAACCCCUGAGCAGUUGUGUGCGACCGUUAUGAAGAGCAUCCCCGGCCAUGCUUAACGCUGGUGGCACCUGCCAGAGAGAAUGCAGAACAGCAGCCCCGGAGCCCUGUGUGUACCGCAGCUGGACCAGAAACGGCCGGCCGGCCUCCCCGGGGCAGAGCUCAGCAGAGGGGAGCCGCCCCCUCACACAGCGCACGCGCCGCAUAGGCCAGCGUGGUUGAUUCGCAGCCUUGAACUCCGCUGGGCUGCAGAACUCGUAGCAGGCGAAAGCAGUUCCCCGGCGCGGCUCGGGAUGUUGAGGGAACGUGACUCAGGCUUCAGCAGCAUUCUGACCUUGAAGAUAGGGUACCCUCGUCAUAUAAACAGAUGGAAGUUAUGGUCUGAUUUUAAGAGUUUUGUCCUCAGUUAUGAGGUCUCACUCAGGCAAAUGGGCCAAAGGUUAUUCUCCACACGUGCUUAGUCCGACACACCCGCUGGCCAGUACCAGCUCCUUCCCCGGAGAAACCAGCCUUUGAGAUGAUGUUUCUGACCCCCGGAGCAGGGGUCUGUGUGAGAGAAACAGAACGGCUGCAGCACCCUCCUCCAGGCACAGAGCCCCCUGCGUGGCGGCCGUUUGGAAACCUGGCUCUGUGGGUCCUUGGGACUGCCUGGAACACAGAACAGAGCCGUAUCCCCCACCGCGGCUGUGUCACCACCGUCUCGGGACAGCCGGCGCCCGCUCGUCACACUGUAUACCUCCAGGACUUUGCAACCUGAUUUACAUUUGGUUCUUUUUGAAAAACACGAAAAGGAAAACAAGCUUUGUGAAUCAGCUUUGCAGCUGCUGAGGGCUUAGGAGAGACAGACUAACAAGCCAGUUAAAAAGUUCCCGGGGACAUGUUAGGGAGCAGAAAACUCUCAAGUGACUUGUUCUCUUCAGAAAAUAACUCAGCAUGGGAUGCACUCUGGACACCCACCAGGGGCUUCUUUCAUCAGGUCCUUUUUGGUUCUUGUUGACGACAUAUAUUGGAGUCAUCGUCUGGAGCAGAACCGGCCCGUGAGCAGUUGGACCUGUGGCGGCGGGGCUGGUGAGUGGGAACCGCCAUCAGGCCCAGGCUGAGCCGCUCGCUCUGUGCUGAGUCGAUAGGGGAAGGGUGAGGGUCAGGGUGGCCGUCCAUCCGGGAAGGCGCAAAUAGCAGGGGACCGCAGCAUCCGUGUCAGCGGCGUUCCCACCCUGCUCCCAGCCCAGCCAGGCCGCAGGCGCCCCUUCUCACCCUUUCUGCUGGUGCUUUUCCUGGGGGAGCUCUCAGCUUGUCCGACCAGGGUGAAGAGCAGCUCAUGUGCACCUUCCAUCCCUGGCGAGGCGUCUUCACCUGCUGGCCACGCAAGUGGUGGCGAGGCCGGGCCCCAGCACCCGGGUCCAGGGCAGGAAGAGGAGGGCUGCCUUCCUGCCCAGAGAGCAGAGAGCUCAGACUCUCCCAGCCAUGUGGGUAGCAGAGCAGCAACACCAGAAAUGGAGGGAGCAGAGACCCAAGACGGACGGUCUCGCUGGGCUUGUACGUCGGACGUAGGGGUGAGACGCUGGACCCCGAAGAGCACCAUGUGAUGUUCUUUUGAAAAAAUAAUACUGUUUCAGAUGGGGCCUCUGGCUACCGACCUCUGCAUCCUGGCCUGUUGCUUCCAGAGUUCAGGAGCCCGUGGAAAAGCCAUGAUUGUCCAGGAACCACCCAAAGCUUCCCCCGCCCCCCACUCUCUCCUCCAGACCCCCAGGCCCCUCCUGGGCAGGAUGAGUGUCUUGUUUGCACAGCACCAGCCCAAGGGCCGGGCCGGCCUGGGCUUGCAUCCUGCCUCUGCCAUUUAGUAGCACCCUGUGUGCCCUUGGGUGUGGCUAAUCUCUUAAACCUCAGUUUCCCCCUGGAACAACUCCUGGGGUGGUGGUGAGGAUUAAAAGAGAUAUUGCAAAUAAAAGUGUUCCUGGCAUAACGUAGUGCUCAAAGUAGGACAGCAGCUAUUAUCACUGCAGGCAGAAACUGUGCCUGAGACUGGGGAAGACGUUUGAUGAGAAUUAAUCUCUCCCGACUCCAGGGUUUUAGCAUCUGUUAAUACUUGCUCAAAUAGGGGUCUCUGCAAGCUUUGACAAAGGACCCUUGAUAAAUAUUUGUGGAACGACUGAAUGAAAGAACGUGAAGCUUCAGUGCUCUUUUAAUAGCUGACUUAGCUUUUGAAUCAAAGUGAAUCCGGCCCCCACAGGCCAUCUGCAUCAGGGUCAGCAGACUCUCUGGAAAGGGCCAGAGGGUAAACAGUGGGGAUCUGUGGGCCGAGUGGGCUGGUGGAUGCCUCACCUCGGCCGUUGGAGCACAAACGCAGCCACACAGACUCUGGUCCAGGAAAGAACGAACGUGGCCCCCUUCCAAUCAAACUUAAUUUGUGGACACUGAAACUAAUUUGGAUUUCAUGAGAAUUUCCACAUACCGUGAAAUCUUAUUCUUCUGAGAUUUUUUUCAACCACUCAAAAAUGUGAAAGCCAGUCUUAGCUUGCGGACCACACGGACACAGCAGCCCGGAUCUGUCCCGCAGGUUGGAGUUUGCUCCACCUUCUAGGCCAGGAUGACUCUUUCCAACGGAGUUUUACAAAUACGACGUAUGUGUAAAACACCUGACUAGUACUCUUCAAAAAAGCCCAGGUCAUGACAAACAAGAAAAGGCUGAGAAACUGUCCCAGGUCGGAGGAGACUAAGGCGACACGAUGAC